AUGUCCUCUGUCUCUGACCCAGAGAAGCUGGUCAUGGCCCAAGUAGAAGGCGAAGACGACGACGACGUUUCUCCAAUCGAAGAGGUUCGUCUCACGGUCACAAACACCGACGAUCCGACCCGACCCGUAUGGACUUUCAGGAUGUGGUUCCUGGGUCUUCUCUCCUGCUCCCUCCUCUCCUUCCUCAACCAGUUCUUUGCCUACCGUACGGAGCCUCUCAUCAUCACUCAAAUCACCGUUCAGGUUGCUACUCUCCCUAUUGGCCACUUCAUGGCCGCAGUUCUACCUGAAACCAAGUUCACUCUACCCGGGUUCGGGUCCAAGUCAUUCUCCCUCAACCCGGGUCCGUUUAACAUGAAAGAGCACGUCCUCAUAACGAUAUUCGCCAAUGCUGGAAGCGCUUUCGGAAACGGGUCCCCCUACGCGGUUGGUAUCGUUAACAUUAUCAAAGCCUUUUACGGACGCAACAUCUCCUUUCUGGCUUCUUGGCUUCUCAUCAUUACUACACAGGUGCUAGGAUAUGGAUGGGCCGGACUACUGAGGAAGUACGUGGUGGAACCGGCCCAUAUGUGGUGGCCCAGCACCCUCGUCCAAGUUUCACUUUUCCGAGCAUUGCAUGAGAAAGAUGACCAACGGCUUUCACGGGCAAAGUUUUUCUUUAUUGCACUACUGUGCAGUUUUUCAUGGUACGUGAUGCCUGGUUACUUCUUCACAACGCUCACAAACAUCUCAUGGGUAUGUUGGAUAUUCUCCAAGUCAGUUACAGCUCAGCAGAUAGGGUCAGGCAUGAGGGGCCUUGGAGUUGGAGCCCUCACACUUGACUGGGCUGCCGUGGCAUCAUUCUUGUUCAGCCCUCUUAUCUCACCCUUCUUUGCCAUUGUCAAUGUUUUUGUGGGCUAUGCAGCAAUAGUCUAUGUUGUGAUUCCUAUAGCAUACUGGGGCCUCAAUGUCUACAAUGCCAAUAGGUUUCCCAUUUUCUCCUCACACUUGUUUACAGCCCAAGGUCAAAAGUACAACAUAUCUGCUAUUGUAGACAACCAUUUCGAGUUAAAUGUUGCAGAGUAUGAAAAGCAAGGUAGAAUUCAUCUUAGCGUGUUUUUCGCCCUCACUUAUGGUUUUGGAUUUGCCACCGUAGCAUCCACCCUAACACAUGUGGUCUGCUUCUAUGGAAGGGAGAUUAUGGAGCGCUAUCGUGCUUCUUCCAAAAGCAAAGAAGAUAUUCACACAAAAUUGAUGAAAAGAUACAGAGACAUACCUUCCUGGUGGUUUUAUUUGUUGCUGGUUGUGACCCUUGUGGUUUCUCUCGCACUGUGCAUCUUUCUAAACGACCAGGUUCAAAUGCCCUGGUGGGGUCUUCUCUUUGCUGGAGCCCUAGCUUUCGGAUUUACCCUCCCCAUUAGCAUAAUCACUGCCACCACAAAUCAGCACCUAAUAGUUGCGCUGAAAUUUAACUUACCUGGAAAGACCACGGAUGGUAUAGAGCGAGCUCCUAGACGAUUCAUCACACCAGGGUUGAAUAUUAUCACUGAGUAUGUCUUUGGUCUCAUUUACCCGGGAAGACCAAUAGCAAAUGUAUGCUUCAAAACCUAUGGUUACAUUAGCAUGGCCCAGGCUGUCUCUUUCCUCGGUGAUUUCAAACUUGGGCACUACAUGAAAAUCCCUCCAAGAUCAAUGUUCUUAGUUCAGUUCAUAGGUACAAUGCUCGCUGGAACCAUCAACAUUGGGGUAGCAUGGUGGUUGCUGAAUUCCAUCAAGAACAUAUGUAAUGAUGAUCUCCUUCGGCCAGACAGUCCCUGGACAUGCCCUGGUGACCGUGUAUUCUUUGAUGCAUCAGUUAUUUGGGGUCUUGUAGGACCAAAGCGUAUAUUUGGUUCUCUAGGAAACUACAGUGCAAUGAAUUGGUUUUUCCUUGGAGGUGCAUUAGGACCCAUAAUUGUUUGGCUGUUGCACAAAGCAUUUCCAAAACAGUCAUGGAUUCCACUAAUCAACCUCCCAGUUCUCCUGGGAGCAACUGGAGCGAUGCCACCAGCAACACCAUUGAACUACAAUGCCUGGAUUUUUGUUGGAACAAUUUUCAACUUCUUUAUCUUCCGUUACAGAAAGAAAUGGUGGCAGAGGUACAACUAUGUUCUGUCUGCAGCACUUGACAGUGGGGUUGCUUUCAUGACCGUCUUACUCUACUUCUCACUUGGUUUGGAAAACAAGAGUCUAAAUUGGUGGGGAAAUGAUGGUGAACAUUGCCCACUCGCAGCUUGCCCCACAGCAAAGGGCGUAAUCGUUGACGGUUGCCCUGCAAACUGGUGA
This is a messenger RNA of Sphenostylis stenocarpa, 2304 nucleotides long. The record is from the annotation of a GenBank genome assembly. Lineage: Eukaryota; Viridiplantae; Streptophyta; Magnoliopsida; Fabales; Fabaceae.